UCUUUCAAGUGAGAGAAAUAAAACAGUGAAACGAAACUAAAACCCCAGAGUUCAUCGAUCCAUCUCUGAAUAUUUACUCUGAUAUCUCUAAAAUUUGUGUUUUCUCUGAUUAGUGAUAAAGUUAACUCAGUUGUUCAUCUUCAAAGCCCUAUAACUGAAGUGGAAGAACUUCAAAAUCAGAUAUGGCAGAAGAGGAUCAAACGGUUGUGAUGAAGGAGAAGGAGGAUGUCGCAGAGGAUAGUAUUUCGACUUUAAUGGAAGACACGGUGAUAACUACGGAGAAGUCUUCUGAACCAUUUGAUGCCUUGACAGCAAACAAGAUCAUAUGCCGCGUAUGCCAGAAGCAAUUUUCACAAUAUACUUGUCCUCGAUGCAACUUGCGGUACUGUUCCCUUCAAUGCUAUAAGGGGCAUAGUCUUCAAUGUACUGAAUCUUUUAUGCGAGAAAACGUAAUGGCAGAGUUGAACCAAACACAGCCAGAUGAUAACUCAAAACAGAAAAUGCUGGACAUAUUGAAACGAUUUCACUCGGAAGAGGAGUCAAUUGAAGGCAUGGAUCACAGCGAUAAUGAUGAUAAUGAUGAUCAUACUUUAUCUGAAGAGACUGUGCAGAAGAUUUUAUCAGGAAAUCAAGUCAGUUUGGAUGACUUGUCUCCAGAAGAGGUACAACAGUUUCAGAGAGCAGUGGCUUCUGGUGAACUAAGUAAACUAAUAAAACCCUGGAACCCAUGGUGGUUUAACCUUUCUGCAAAAAUAAUUUCAUUUAGCCGUGAAGGAACUCAACUCGUGAAGCCACUUCAGCAACAAGCAUUGCCACUACAUGAUACCCUAGAAGGGGGUCAAUCUACUGAAGUUCCUCCUGGACCUGAAAACCCACUUCCACCUAUUAACAAACUGAGUUCAACAAAUCCAUCCCCGCUUUUGUCAGUCCACCUUAUCGACAUUAUAUAUAGCUAUUGUUUUACACUCCGCCUUUACAAUGGAGACUGGAAAUCUGACGCAUUUGAUGCAGCAACUGUUGUUUUAAGCUUAUCCUCUGUAUUCGGCGAAGGCGUGCAACCUGAGAGUGUAGCAGAAGCCCUAGCCCACAGCAUGAAGCAAACAUGUUCAGCAUCUUAUAAGCAUGCAGGUGGGCUCCAAUUCGGAGUGGGUCUUAUUGAUGAUGCCGUAACUCUACUUCAUCUUGGACGAAACGCACUGGUCUGUGCUCUUUGUGAUCUACAAAGACUUAUCCAGGCAGGAGGACACGAGUUGAGAUCUGAAAGCUUGAGAAAGUUGAAGAAGAGUGUGAUGAAGACUAAGCUUAAACUUGUUGACAGGAAAAUAUAUUUCAUGAUGUGCUGGGUUUAUGGACAACCAAAGGAAGCUUGGACUUCAUUGGCAACGCUUGUUGAAAUGGAGAAGGGUACUAUGGCUGACAUUUAUAGUGGAGAUAGAAAUAAACCAGUUAAUAUCAAUAUUAGCGGUGAAAAGGAAUCCAAAAACAAGGAUUUGAUUAAGGAAGUUAAGUAAAUUACAGUAUAUGGAAAUUGUAUUGAGAUCAAUUAGUCGAUCGACCAAGUCAACACGAUCAUGUCUUCCCCAGGAUAAUUACGUUGAGAAGAACAAUUUUGCUUGAGGCUACUGGAGAAGAAUUUUGGUGAGUUUUUGGAAGGAAGUUUUCUUUUUUAAGACCAUCUGGAGGUGGUAAGUCAUCUUCCUCCAGUAAUUGGUAACGUGUUUUUGAAGCUAAGAUGAAAGGAUCCCCCCCAAGCAAUGGUAUUUCUGAUGAAGAUGAUGUUCGCCCCUACUUGGAUUAUCAGCUACAUGUUCAAGACUAAAACAUCCAUUCUCUGAAAACCUUCAUUCCUGCAGGGAAAACUAAAACGUUUGGCGAGUACAGUGAUUAUCUACAGAUUGUAAUGUUGUCAGAAUAUAAUGAUUUAGCUGCAGGAUGGGUGCAGGAAGAGAAUUAGUAAAAGUUCAUGCUUUCUUUUAGGUAGUUUUGUACUGACAUCAAGUUGCGGUGUAUAAGUUUCUAUAUACAGUGAGCAUUUUCUAAAUUUACAGAGCGAAAGCAUAGAUUAAUUAGUUGGGUCAUGCUGCUUCAGAUAGUCUCAAGACUUUUCAUCCAUUAUAACUAAUCUAUACAUAUUUCCUUUUUUU
This is a messenger RNA of Papaver somniferum (opium poppy), 2144 nucleotides long. RefSeq names its product zinc finger HIT domain-containing protein 2-like. The record is from RefSeq and is a predicted model, not a curated record. Bases 183 to 1511 code for a protein of 442 amino acids. NCBI's taxonomy places the organism in Eukaryota, Viridiplantae, Streptophyta, Magnoliopsida, Ranunculales, Papaveraceae. The transcript has 7 exons.